This is a messenger RNA of Dicentrarchus labrax (European seabass), 5548 nucleotides long. It is a transcript of the gene arhgap17a, whose product is annotated as Rho GTPase activating protein 17a. Gene Ontology annotation, cellular component: cytosol; intracellular anatomical structure; cytoplasm. Gene Ontology annotation, molecular function: GTPase activator activity; protein binding. The record is from RefSeq and is a predicted model, not a curated record. Lineage: Eukaryota; Metazoa; Chordata; Actinopteri; Moronidae. Gene Ontology annotation, biological process: positive regulation of GTPase activity; signal transduction; regulation of Rac protein signal transduction. Bases 499 to 3141 code for a protein of 880 amino acids. The transcript has 21 exons.
UGUGUGUGUGUGCUGGCAGUGGCGGAGGUGAGGAGCUGCUGCUGCUGCUGCUGCUGCUGCUCACUCUGCUCCGCUCUGGGAAAAAGCGGCCGACGGAUUAUCCAGCUCGGUAACGUUAGCUCGCCCGGCUAACGGUCAAGACAGCAACCGAGGGAAGAGCCAUGAAAAGCCGAUGGAGCCAGUGAAAGUUAGUCACGGCUUACUUCGGGACUUUAAUGUACGGAUAUAAACAAAAAAGGAGGUUCGCGGAUCAUGCCGUCGCCCCCAAAGGGAACUUUUCUCUAGAAUUUCCACUUGGGAAAGGCUAGCUUAGGGGCUAGCGAGGCUACAAACUAUUUUUAAUUGGCUUUGAGCUCAAUGGCUCUCGCUUGUUUUUCCCUGUCAUAGCGACAGCUUGGGGGGAAUUCAAACAGGGGAGAGGCCCUGUGAACUUCAUGACAAACCAAAGCCCGGCUUUGAAGCGUAACUUCGGAAGGAUAGACUGGCAAGGGACCGAAAAUGAAGAAGCAGUUCAAUCGGAUGAAACAGCUCGCCAAUCAAACAGUCGGCAGAGCGGAGAAAACAGAAGUCCUCAGCGAUGACCUCUUACAGAUUGAACGGCGCAUGGAGUUGGUGCGUGUGGUGUCCCACAACACACACAAGAGGAUGGUGUCAUGUCUACAGGGACACAUCGGUGCAGAAGCAGAGAAGAGACAUUCCGUACCACGCCUCUAUACAGGAAAUGGUCAGAAAAAGCUUCCUCUGACUUCGCUAUCCCAGGCGAUGGUGGAAGGCGGAAACCAGUUGGGAGAAGACUCCUUAAUAGGGAAGAUGAUGGAAGUGUGUGGUGAGGCAGAGAAUCGUCUGGCAUCAGAACUGAUGCAACAUGAGCUGCAGAUAGAGAAGGACGUUCUGGAUCCCCUCAGCCAACUAGCAGAGGUGGACAUUCCCAACAUCCUGAAGCAGAGGAAACAGCUGGCCAAAUUGGUGCUGGACUAUGAUUCUGCCAGAGCAAGAUGGUUGCAGGCAACCAAGUCAAUAAUCUCAGGAACAAACACUCAAGCACUGACGGCCAAGGCUGACUUACUCAAGGAGGAGAUGGAUGAGGCCAUGAACAAAGUGGAGCUUUGCAAGGAUCAACUUGCUGCAGACAUGUACAGUUUUUUCUCAAAAGAAGGGGACUAUGCCUGCUACUUUGUAACACUCUUAGAAGCUCAAGCUGAUUACCACAGAAAGUCUCUCACUGUUCUGGAGAAUGUCUUGCCAACCAUCCAGGCACAGCAAGACUCGUGGACAGAGAAGCCUGCAUUUGGCACUGGCCUGGAUGAACACCUGAAAAGGAGCGGGAGGGAGAUCGCCCUGCCAUUAGAGGCCUGUGUCAUGAUGCUUCUGGAGACUGGCAUGAAGGAAGAGGGCCUAUUCAGAAUCGCAGCAGGGGCCUCCAAGCUAAAGAAGCUAAAAGCAGCGCUGGAUUGUUCCACGUCACAACUGGAGGAGUUCUACUCUGACCCCCACGCUGUUGCUGGAGCACUGAAGUCCUACCUGAGGGAACUCCCUGAGCCUCUAAUGUCAUAUCAGAUUUAUGAUGAAUGGAUCCAGGCGUCCAGUGUGUCAGACCCAGACAAGAGGCUCCAGGCACUCUGGGUUGUAUGUGAUAAGCUACCAAAGAACAACAAAACCAACCUGAGGUAUCUGGUGAAGUUUCUAUCCAAACUAGCUCAGGACAGCGAGGUGAACAAAAUGACUCCGAGCAACAUUGCCAUCGUCCUGGGACCCAAUCUGCUGUGGGCCAAAACCGAGGGGAGUCUGGCUGAGAUGGCUGCAGCUACCUCUGUACACGUGGUGGCCAUCGUGGAGCCCAUCAUCCAGCAUGCUGACUGGUUCUUUCCCGAGGAUGUGGAGUUCAAUGUGUCCGGCAUGUUUGCGAUGCCUACACCUGCAUCCAACCACAACAAUCACCUAGACUACGACUGUGGAACCAUUGAGAGGAAGAGGCCUGGCAGUAUGGUGGGACCAGAGAACGACCCGACGCGCAAAGACAACACCCCUAACAAGCACUCGGACUACACCCUCCGUAGAGGCAGUAACACCUUAGGUAGAAAGCAGCACACUUCACCUGCCUUCCAGCCUCCUUUACCCCCUGUGGAGGCUCAAGGGCAGGGGCACGGGGCUGGGCAGGUCCCCCAGCUCUCGGCUGAGCCCCAGCCCCAGUCACAAUCUCCAUCAGGGGGUUCAGGGCCUGAAGCUUCCCAGCAUAGCUUGGCGCAGGGUCUGGCUGCUCUCGCAGCUGCUCAGCAGCUUCUAGCCCAGCACACAGAGGAGCUCAGCAACCCAAAGCUACGUGACUCCACACCUGCCCAUACCCCUCUGCUCCAGAGGAAUGGCUCUGGUGGAGGGGGCCAGGCUGCAGGGCAGCUGGGCACUGGGACUUCCGGGGGUGGAUCCAUGGGGCCGAGUCCACAUACGAUGCGCAGAGGUACCAAGAAGCAGGCUCCUGCCCCUCCCAAACCGACAAACCCUCCACCCAGCCAGCCCUGUAACUCAGUGAACAACGCCUCCUCAUCAGGCUCAUCCCAGUCCCUCAGCCCCACUCCCAGACCCUUGUCCAGCCACUCGCCCACCUCGCCCACCUCCCCCACCUCGCAGCCAUGUGCCACGCCCAGACGCCACUCCAGCAACCAGCCCCCAAUCCAGGCGCCCAGCCACCCACCCCCGGAGCCUCCGACACAGGCCAGCCCUCCGACGCAGCCGGCAUCCCACGGCCAUCCCGGCGGCGACCAGCGGAGCGCAGACCCCUCACCCCCAAGCACCCCUACCCCUCCGGACACCCCUCCUCCCUCCACCACCACCCAUGAUGUAGUCGCACCUCCGUCCCCGUCGCCCUACCUGUCGGGCUCACUUCCCCGGCAGCGGCCAGUCCCCAAACCCCGGAACAGACCCAGCGUCCCGCCACCGCCCCAGCCCACCACGCCGGCCAGUGAUACCAAUGGGAUAUGUGCCACUGCUUACAAGAUGAUGGACCCGGCGAUGUCUUUCAAAGGGCUGAGUCGAGCUUUGGUCCCUGAGUUCGCUGUAGACCAGCAGCCAGUGACCACCUCCUCCUCCUCCUCCCCGCCUCCUCCCAAAGACUAUGACCUGGACACCGAGAGCACUGUCCUAUAAGGAGGAGAUGACGACGCGCUCUGGUCCAGUAACCCCCCCCACGCAUCUCCUCCCGUCAUUCAUUCACACACCUCGUUUAGUCUGCUCGUGUUUUUCGUCCCAGCCCGCGUCUGCAGCCCGCCUCAGAGAGAAUAAAACCUCUGCUGUCAUCUUCUCCCAGUCCAGCCUGUAUGAAGGACUUCAAUGUGACAUAACGCACCUUCUGGCAGCCAUGAUGGAGGUCCACAGCUCUUGGUAAACAAUGGCUGUAAUGGUAGACUGCGUUUGCAACUAAAUUGACUCGACAAAGUUAACGCGUGUUGCUCAUUUCCCCAAUUGCAUUUCAUUCUCAGCAUUUAAACCGAGAUACAAACGUAUUUGCUGUACACACUUUCAAUCACAUGCUAACUAAUGUAUGUGGCAGUUGCUAGCAUUUGUAGCAGCUACUACAGUUAGUUGGAUUCCAAAGUCAAAAAAACAUCCAUAAUUUAGAUUAUCUUUAUAUUAUAUAUGUAAGAUGACCUGUAAUAUGUCAUAGUUAGAGCUGAAAGUCCAGUAAUCAUAAUCAGAAACAGUUUCGAUUACCGGUUAAAACACCAAAAAAACAAGCAAGUUUAAUUUAUAAACCUGGCAUUUUUCACUAUUUUGGACAUUUUAUUGACCAGUUGAUUAAUUGAGUAAAGAAUCACUGUAUUGGACCAUUUCCUUUGACUUAUAAUGAAUGUAAACUGACCUUCAGCCCCACCGCCACAGUCUUCUUCAGGUGUCUCUCACUCUCAGUCUAGCUGUUAGCAAUCAUUAUUUACUCACAGAGAGUCCUCUUGACCUCCAUGAUGGCGCCACAUGUGGUCAUGAGAAGACUUGUGACACAAAGCCUCUACACUGCAACACACACACACACACACACCUCUUUAUACUGCGCUCCCUACAGAUCAAGCUCCAGACAAUCAACAACAAACAGCUGAGGACCACAGAGUCACCAGUAACACCAUCAGACAACUGUGUUAAUGAUGAUUCAUCGCAAUAUGAAGCAUGGGUACUGACUGAGGAAGGGGUUGGGUUGGGGGGGGUAGAAACGCCAAAAUCUGUUGUUAAAAAUACGGACUGAUGAGACUUGUUUGGAAUUUGGUGUGAGGUGUUUUUGUAUUUUUUAAUGUUGAAAAAUGGUCUUAAAACAAGAAGUGAAAUAAGAAGGGUAUUUCUACAGCACGGGAGGGGAGGGGGGGGGGGGUCAGCAGGUAGGAGUAGAAACCAAAACUGUUGCUUAAAGUGUAGCUGGUGACUGCAGGUUUCCAGUCGUCUCAAACACUUGAUUUACCCCUUUUUUUUGUAUUGAAACCCCAUCCUUUUCUUCCCCCCCUCGCUCCUGUAUUUAUUUACCGAUUUCACAACACACAUUCCCUGUGGCUUGACAUAAUUAAUGCAGUCUUUAAAUGUAAAUCAUGCCUUAUCGGUUCCUCCCAGGACCACAUAAUAAGAAUUAUAUAUUUACUGUACGGAGGAUAUAUUGGCCCCUAGUUCUACAGUAUUUCCAAGAAGCUGUCUUGGCAACACGUAUGUUUCAGGGAUGUAAGGAAGGUGAUCGGACCCUCUGCGAUAGAAGUCUUGUAUGGGUUCUGUAUUGUUCCACAGAAGAUGUGUAUUUAAAUGUGUUUUCGGUUGAUUUCUUUGGGUUUUCUGAGCAGAAGUAGCAGGGUUAACCGCCCUCCCAGCCUGAACACAGUCAGUAUUUUGUCUUUCUGUUUUUUUUUCCCAUCGAUCUUUUGUGUUUUUCUCUGGUGUUUACCGGGGGAAUAGCAACAAGCACCGGGCUGUGUGUGAGUGAAUGUAGUGAAAGGAUAAUUCUUAGUAGCCUGAACAGAAAGACGCAUUAACCGCUGAUGUUGCACUUGGCCAAUGAGUGGUUUCCUAGUGAACUGGUUUAGAGGAUUUUUUUAUUUUUUUUUCAGUCUUUCCCACUGAGCUGAGCACACAGCGCUGUGAAACCUCAGUAGUGAUGUGGUGUUAGAUUUUUUUAUUUUUGCCAGGUCAGAAGAUAAAACAGUGCUUUGUUGUAUUUUUUGUGUAAGCUUUGCUUUUUUGGCUUUUUGGAUGUGAGACCCAAUAUGGUACCAAUGGAGAAAGUCUUGGAAGCUGCAGUUGCUCCUGAAAACAAGUUUUUGUAUUUCAGAGCCAAUCGAGCAUUAUAAUCCCUUCCUUUUCUCUCUUCGCUCCUGUACCUCGCUGCCUUAUCCCUGUGCAUCAAGAGAGCUCGGUGGCUCUUCAAGACGAACAAAUGCCAUUAAACUAGAAAUGAUAAUGCUGCAUUUUUAAGCUCCAUAGUUUUUGUAUGUAUGCCGUCUGGUGAGCUUAAAUAUGGAAUAAAAACAUGUAAUAUGAAUGCUUGGUUAUACCCCCUCCAAAGAAAAUAAAGUAUAUGAAGAAACUA